AUGUCGCAGCCGCAGCAGCAGCAGCCGGAGGCGGUGAAGCUGAUCACGGCGUUCGGCAGCCCGUUCGCGCACCGCGUGGAGGUGGCGCUGGCGCUCAAGGGAGUGCCGUACGAGCUGCUGGUGGAGGACCUGUCCGCCAAGAGCGGCCUCCUGCUGACGCACAAGCCCAUCCACCGCUCCGUCCCGGUCCUCCUCCACGGCGGCCGCGCCGUCUACGAGUCCCUCAUCAUCUUCGAGUACGUCGACGAGGCCUUCGCCUCCCACGACGACGACGCCACGCCGAGGAUCCUGCCGGCCGACCCCUACGCCCGCGCGACCGCCCGCUUCUGGGCCGACUUCGUCGCCACCAAGUGA
Miscanthus lutarioriparius is the source of this 354-nucleotide messenger RNA. Lineage: Eukaryota; Viridiplantae; Streptophyta; Magnoliopsida; Poales; Poaceae. The record is from the annotation of a GenBank genome assembly.